AUGGCAGGUCCUUCCCGACGGGUGGCGGCGGACAGGUCUCUCCGGGAGGAAAAAGCUUUUAUGGACCGAGAUCCAGUGAUCUGGACGUUUCCGGUAGCUCUCCCUCAGCCCGACUUAGAAGGUCCUCCCCGACGGAUGGCGGCGGAUAGGUCUCUCCCGGAGGCAAAAGCUGUUGUGGACCGAGAUCCAAUGAUCUUUACGGUCAGUUGCGCUUCAGUGGCGAGCUGGGUGGCCAGCUCGACUCUCAACCUUGCUGCCAUCCGACGUGAACGGAACUGGCAAGCUGCUCAACGAACACGACCGGGGUUGAAAGGGGAUGCUCGUGUGAACUCCAGGACCCCGACUGCUCGAUUAAAGCCUCAAACGACUGUCGUUACUCUCGUACGGGGCCCGAAAGGGUUGUUGCUACUGUUCGGGCCGUUCGGUUUAACCGACGACGGCAGACUCUCGCUGCAAUUCGGCUAUCCAUGGACAGAGGUUGACAGACAAAUAGUUUCUGCUUCGAAUAGAAAUCGGCAAGGAACUGCUGCUCGCGAUGACAGGUGGCGUUUCAGGCCGAGUGAACGGGCCUGCUACUUGCUCGGUUCGGACGUCUGCUCAAAUUUCACGCAACAAUCGGUGCUGAAGGACAGUCGUACGGUUCUGAAACCCAUUGCUGAUGCUUCUCCCGGUCAUCGAACUGAGGCCCUCGGCUCGCAUGGAAACUCGCUGUCGGACCGAUUCUGCUGCUCUCGUCGGGAAAUUGGGCUCAGGUCGCGGCGCGCUACUCGUGGUCGGACGACGUGGUUGUCGGUGCACACGUCCUUCUUGUUCCUAGAAAAGGAUUGGUUCUCGAAAAUAGCCGGCGAAUUUUAG
Striga asiatica is the source of this 855-nucleotide messenger RNA. Lineage: Eukaryota; Viridiplantae; Streptophyta; Magnoliopsida; Lamiales; Orobanchaceae. The record is from the annotation of a GenBank genome assembly.